This is a messenger RNA of Aphanomyces invadans, 982 nucleotides long. RefSeq lists its product as hypothetical. NCBI's taxonomy places the organism in Eukaryota, Oomycota, Saprolegniomycetes, Saprolegniales, Verrucalvaceae. The record is from RefSeq and is a predicted model, not a curated record. The transcript is spliced from 4 exons. Bases 37 to 939 code for a protein of 300 amino acids. Gene Ontology annotation, molecular function: transmembrane transporter activity. Gene Ontology annotation, biological process: transmembrane transport.
AACUUAUCCGUGGAUACAAAGCGUGAAGAGUUCAACAUGACCACCACUGGUGCCACCUUCACUGCACCGCCCGUGAUGGGCACUCCCGUGCCUCCAGCCCCUGCUGCGAAGAAGAAGAUCCCGCUUCUUGGCAAGCUCGUCGUUGGUGGACUUGCCGGCAUCUUUGGUGUCUCUGUAACGUUCCCCAUCGACAUCGUCAAGACCAACUUGCAGAGUUCGACCACAUUCACAGGGCCGAUCCAUUGCUUCCGAACGUUGUUGGCGAGAGAUGGAGUGCGAGGGCUUUUCCACGGCCUUCCGCCAACGUUGGUCGGUGUCAUUCCUGAAAAGGCCAUCAAACUUGCCGUCAACGACUUUUUGCGCGAAAUUCUCGACACAGACGGUUCGGGCGUGUUGCCGCUGUACAAGCAAGUGAUCGCGGGGGGUGGCGCUGGAAUGUGCCAAGUUGCCGCGACAAAUCCGUUGGAAAUUGUCAAGAUUCGCAUGCAAACGCAGAACCGCCUGCCCGCGGCCGAACGCAUGACAGCCAUUCAAGUGGUUCAGGACCUGGGCUUGCGUGGUUUGUACAAAGGAACGGCUUCGUGCUUGUUGCGUGACAUUCCAUACGCCAUCAUUUUUUUCCCCAUGUACUCGACGAUCCGCGACCUCGGCACCGACAAAGAUGGCCACAUCUCGAUGCCAUCCGUUGUCUUGGCUGGGUCUGUGGCGGGCGCGACGGCAGCAGCUCUCGUGACGCCAGCUGACGUGAUCAAGACCAAGCAACAAAUGCGGGGUGCCACGUACAAAGGAACGAUCGAUUGCUUUCAGCAAGUCUUUGCUGAGGGCGGUGUUGCCGCUCUGUUUAAAGGUGCUGGGCCCCGUAUGAUGGUGCAAGCGCCUCUCUUUGGCAUCACGCUGUUGGCGUUUGAAGUCCAGAAAGCAUACAUGGAAGCGCAUUAAAUAACCAAACAAUUCGACCUGCCUCAACCAUCGCUGUCACGUA